Brassica napus (rape) is the source of this 8308-nucleotide messenger RNA. RefSeq names its product glutathione S-transferase T3-like. The record is from RefSeq and is a predicted model, not a curated record. NCBI's taxonomy places the organism in Eukaryota, Viridiplantae, Streptophyta, Magnoliopsida, Brassicales, Brassicaceae. Bases 3435 to 4325 code for a protein of 296 amino acids. The transcript has 2 exons.
UUUAUAUGUAUUAUUAUUGUUACAGAAGGAAGGCUUUAAAAGUUAAAUUUGGAUCCGCGAACAUCUCAUUCCGAGUGAUCUGUUUUUCAUUUUAUUUUAGGUUAAAACUGCAUAAUAUAAAAUCAUGUGCAUCCCAUGUUGUCCUCUCCCACCACCAUGUCUAAAGUUCCCACGUGGCAUUGUCUAAUUGGUAGGGUAUGUGACAAUCAGAUUUUUGGGAGGGGAAGGACAAAGUUGGAAUCGUAUAGUUUUGCCCGAUUUGAGCUGGACCAGCCUUGACAUCUUUCCCCCACUCCAUUUCCUCUCCAGUUCAACAGUCUCUCUCUCCUUUAUAAUUUUGAUUUUUGUUGUGUAAUAAAGUUAUAGAAACAGACCAAACAAUAGUGAUGUAAUAAAAAAUCAGACAAAAUAGUGAUGUAACAAAAAGACUGACCAAGUAAUAGUUAAUUUUAACCUUCCAAUGAAUAUAUUUUAUUAUAAUUUAAAUAAAUUAUAUAAUGCAUGACUGUGUUACCAACUCCAAUCUAUUGCAACUGAUCAAAUAAUUAGUAAAUAUGCAGUGUAUAUAUUAUUUCUUUGGGAUAUAUAUAUAUAUAUAUAUAUAUAUAUAUAUAAUUUUAGAUUUAUUUGAUUUGAGUAAAUCUAAAAAACUGACAGAACCAAUAGUUUGACAAAUUUUAUGAUACAAUAUUUUAAAAUUUAUUUAAAUCAAAUGUAAUGCAAAUCAAACCUCUAAAAUAUAAUAUUAUUAAAAUACUGGAGACAAGUACAUUUGAGACACUAAAGUUGCGGUGAAGAAAUAUAGGAAGGAUGAAGUUUUAAUGAGUAAAGGAAUAAAUAAUAUCUAAAUUUAGCUGCAAACUGAAACGUCGAUGCAGACACUGCCACUGUCGACAUUAUACACUCCUAAUAAAUAGCCUCAACUUAUAACUGUUUGUUACAACAUUUCAUUUUCAUCACCAAAUGACGCUGUGCACAUAUACACCGCAGGUUCUUAAGCUAUCUAAAAAAGGAAAAUACUUUACAGGAAAAGUUCGUGAAUGUUAAGGAGAACAAUUGGGUAAUACAUAAUUGAGAAGAUACAUAAUAUAGCCAGUUACAAAAAAAAUAAAAUAAUAAUAAUAAUAUAGCAGAUAAUAAAUAAAUAAUAAAAAGAGAGAUGAAGAAGAAGAAGAAGGUAUGAAGAGAGAAGGUGGGCGGUGGAAGUGGAGAACUUUCUUGAUGGGGAAAGAAAAAGAGAGAGAGAGAGAGAGAGAGAGAGAGAGAGAGAGAGAGAGAGAGCGGCGUAUACAGCUGUAUUCUCUUCUCCUUUCCCACUUUCACAUGCCCUCUCCUUAACCCCUCUUAGCACUUACUCCAUUACAUUAUUACUUAUUACAUGUGAUGUGUUCUUUUUUAACUCUACGUAAUUAUUAGUAUUCUUUUAAUUUAAAAACUCAAAAUUAAAACGAAAGACAAUAAUACACAAUCAAAAGAGGUGGUAACAACAUGCUCGCGGAAUGAGUUCUGUGAUUUCUGAAUCUCUCUAAACUAACUAACCGUCUCCUUCAUCUCCUUGCGUUUGAUCUUUAAACUAAUCAUAUUUUAUAUCUUUAAUCUUAAAACCAACUAGUAAUUUGGUAUUUCCAAAAGAACGUCUCGCUCUCUAGUCUCUACCAAUAGAAACUAACUCCAAAUCUGAUCUCGUUAGGACGCAACUUGUCAAACUCAUUACUUUCCCAACUUGUGUCAUACAAUGUCCCAAUAAAACAAGUCAACAUCAAUGUUGACGACUCAGAAACUAGUUAAAAAUGAGACAUCCACACCCACUUAAUCCAGAAUCCUGCAAAAAACAUUUCUUCUAACGUUUGAGUGGCAGCCCAUACACACCUAAAGGUCCAUAAGACCAACCGCAACGGAAGCCCUUAGCGAUUCCUAAGGGUCAUUACCAAAGUUAAUGGUAAUAUAAAAACUAUAUUUCAGCAUAAUUAUCUAAGGAUCAACCCGUAAGUAAGGGGUCGAGGGAGCUGAACCUUGGGCGACGUGGCAGGUGGGUAUUGGCGGAAGAUUCAUUCGUCUUUGGUGUAGACGGAAAAAAAAAUUCAUUUUCGACGAAGGAGAGAAAAAAAAAGAAAGCUGUCGAGAAAAAGCGAUAAAAGCGAUUUCCAAUCGAUUUUGACGAAGGUAAAUUGAAGCUUUCUUUUGCUGUUUUUUUCGAUUUAGAUUAGGUUACAUGUUGUUUUCCUCUGAAAUUAGGGUUCUGAUUUGUGUUUUCAAUCGAUUUGUGGACAAAAACGUUUGAAAUUAGGGUUUCAAAGAUGGGGGUUUUCAAUCGAUUUGGGGUUUAAGGUCGUUUGAAAUUAGGGUUUCAAAGAAGGGGGUUUUAGAUCGGUUUGUAGUUUGAGUUUGAAAACGAUUUUCGUUUCAAACAAUUUGUCUUGUUUUCUUAAAUCAGUUCUUACCCUAAUGAUCUUUGAUUUCUUCCUCACUUUAUCUUCCUCGCUUAAUCUUACAUGAUUUCUUUCAUGUUUACAGAGACAUAAUGGGACAAGAUUAUUCGUAUACACAGCCUUCUUCUUCAGCAGAGUCGCUUGACUUGACGUCCCUUCUUGAAGCAGAAUGUGAACUGUACAAGGAUGAAGAUGACAGUAGGAUCUUGCAUCAAGUGUAUGGAGACGAAACUGAUGAUGGAAUGCCUUCGACAUGCUACUGUGGUUCUGAUGCAGUAGUUGGAACAUCUUACACGCGUAAAGAUCCAGGGCGCUUGUAUCUAACGUGCGAGAAUGUAAACGAUGGGGACUGCCACAUCUGGAAGUGGUGGGAUGUAGCUGUUACGGAGGAGCUCAGAGACGUUCAGACACAGCUUAGGCUGGUGAAGGAGCAAGCAUUUGAGUGUGACCAGAAGCUGAUGAAGCUACAAAAGGUGGUGUGUUAGUUAUCUAAGAAGAAUGCAGUGCUUAGAAAUGGCUUUGCGUUGCGCGUCUGUGUAAUGGUCGCUACACUACUCUUGGUUGGUUUGGCGGUGAUGUUUCAGUCUGGUAAGUUUCAAUAUUUGAAAUUGUUGUUCUUCUUUAUUCAAUUUUGAAAAACUAUUGAAUUAAACCAUAGCCCCUUCCGUGUCUGUAUAAUUAAGGUACUACAGCUACGUCUCUCUGUUUUAUCCUAGUGUAUUUUGUUAGUCUAAUAAUAAAUAUAACUUUAAAAAUAGUAGUACUCUGUCGGAGCAAUUGUGAAUGUAAUUAACUUUUUAAAAAUAUUAGCUUGGUUAAAUGCUAGUUCUAGUUUGAUUGGUUAAAUUCUAGUUAUAGUUAGCUUUUUUAAAUGCUAGUUUGCUUUUUACCUUCCUACCGCCAAGGAUUUGAUUGUUUUAAAUGUUUUAGAGGUGUUAUUAGUCUGAUUUGAUUGGUGUUGAAUGCAAGUACUUUGCUUUCCACCUUCCUAACUGCUCGGUUGAAAUGUAUCUUAGGUUAAAGGUCGCCCACUUGAGGCUAUGUGUUGCUAUUAGAGCGACACAGAACAUUCUCAAAACCAUGGAUCCUAAAACUAGUUAUACAAACCUCUUGUUUAGUCAAUCUCAGACUACAGUGGACCUUGAUUUACCCGAACCUUUUUGGUUGGGUAGCCAAGGUCCUAAUGAGUCAGUUGUCGAGCCUGUUGUCGAGUCUGGUGGCAACCCUAAGGAGAGGAGGAAAUGGUGUCCGAAGGAGGAUAAAAUCCUUAUUGGUGCUUGGCUUAACACUAGUAAGGAUGUUGUCGUAAGUAAUGACCAGAGGGCUGGUGCAUUCUGGAAGCGCAUUGUCGACUACUACAACGCAAGUCCGCAAUUGGCUGGGACAAUUCCGAGAGAGGUUUGUUCCUGCAAGAAGCGUUGGGGUAGGAUCAACGCUGACGUAUCCAAGUUUGCUGGAUGCUAUGACGCCGCUCUGAGGGAGCAGAGGAGUGGCCAAAAUGAUGAUGAUGUGAUGAAAGCCGCCAUAGACAUUUUCUUCAAAACUAACGACUACAAGUUCAUCAUGGAUCACUGCUGGAGGGAGCUGAGGCAUGACCAGAAAUGGUGCUCCACCUAUGGGCCUAAAGAAUGUGGAAAGGAAAAGCGCAAAGGAGACGUGGAGGCUGAUGGAGGAGAUGAAGCAGAGGGCAUACCUAUUGGGGUCAAGACUGCUAAAGCUGCAUCUAAGAAGAAGAAGAGUGGUAAAGAAGAGUCUUUGGCAAAGAUACACGCAAUCAUGGAAAUCAAAGAAAAGCUGUCUAAACAGAAGGUCCUUGAACGUCUUCUUGGCAAAAAAGAGCCACUCACUGAGAUGGAAACAUCUCUUCAACUAAAACUCAUGGCUGAGAUGUUAUGAGGUUAUGUCUUUGAUUGUGAGUAAUUACAUGUCCUUGGUUCUGAGUAGUUACAUCUUGUUGGUAUUUCACAUGUGUUUCUUUCCACUUCAACACUAAAAACUCUUGUCUUUCUUUUCAGGUUCAGCAGUAGUCAGGUCCAGCGUAGUCACGGGUUGUGAAGAUGGUCACGGGUUGUGAAGUUGUUUGAAGUCACGGGCCCUUCUUUUAUCUAGUUUCUGUAGUAUAAAGUAGUAGUCUCUUUGUUGUUGCUAUGUAUCUCGUUCUCCUACUCUCCCUCAUCAUCAAACAUCUUCUGUAAUAUUUGCCCACCUACUUCUUGUAAUAUUUGGAGGAAAGACCUUGCUUCUGUAAUAUUCGACUUGCUUCUGGAAACAUCUUCUGUAAUAUUCGACUUGAUCAGUUUAUCUUUUGGUAACAUUUCAAGUUCUAUUUACUUACUUCUCUUUAUAAUUUUGUCCGUUUAACAUUUUAUUAGCCAGUUUGAUAACAGAUGUUGCUUCUCUUUAUAAUGAGAAAUACAUAAAUAGGUUUCAUAACCUCUUAACAUAUACUCAAACUUGACAUAUACAUAAAUAGGUUUGGCAUUUGUUUAUCCUUAUCUAGUGAACAAACUUGAUUUUUAUUCAUGUGUUUUAAGAAUAGAUGUAGCUUUUAUAAAGUUGCUAUAUUGUCUAAAAUUAUUACAUUUUUAGAAGUGUAUUAAAUUUUCAUAAUUCAAAUGUUUUUUAAAAAAUAGCAGUUGUUGUUGAUUUUAGAUUAACUUAUUGAAUGUUUUUAGAUAUGUCGUCAUCUUCAUCUGAUGAAGUGGAGGAAAGACUGGAAGAAAUUUUGGAGGAAUACACAAAAGAUAUAUUUAACGAGAUUGUGGAGGAUCAAACCAUCCCGCAAAGGAGACGUACUUAUAGAGAACGACACCGUGAAGGAGGACACGCGCGCUUAUGGAAUGACUACUUCAGCGAAGCUGCGACAUUCUCGUCUGAUCAAUUUAGACGCCGUUUCCGCAUGAAUAAGGAAUUAUUCUUGCGUCUUGUUCAUAGCCUAUCAGAGUGCUUUUCAUUCUUUCAGCAACGAAGAGAUGCAACCGGGAGGCUCGGUCUUUCUACACUUCAAAAAUGCACGGCAGAAUUCGUCUGCUUGCUUAUGGUACUGCGGCUGACGCUGUUGACGAAUAUCUCCGACUUGGUGAGACCACCGCACUUUCAUGUUUACAUAAUUUCACUGACGGAAUAAUACAUAUAUUUGGAGAGGAGUAUCUACGACGACCCACACCGGAAGAUCUUCAACGACUACUCGAUAUUGGAGAGACACGAGGGUUUCCUGGGAUGGUCGGGAGCAUUGACUGUAUGCAUUGGGAGUGGAAAAAUUGCCCAACUGCUUGGAAAGGACAGUACUCACGUGGAUCAGGAAAACCGACAAUUGUCUUAGAGGCUGUAGCUUCACACGAUCUUUGGAUAUGGCACGCUUUCUUCGGUCCUCCAGGUACCUUAAACGAUAUUAAUGUCCUCGAUCGCUCUCAUGUUUUUGAUGACAUUUUACAAGGUAAAGCUCCGAGGGUAAAGCACAUGGUCAACGGACACAUGUAUAAGUUGGCGUACUACCUCACAGACGGUAUAUAUCCAAAAUGGUCAACAUUUAUCCAAUCUAUCACCCUCCCUAAAAGUCCUCAGGAACAGUUAUUUGCUAAAUUUCAAGAAACUACCCGAAAAGAUGUAGAACGGGCUUUUGGAGUAUUACAAGCUCGAUUUGCGAUUGUGAGAAACUUUGGAUAAGGAAAAUAUAGGAAAGAUUAUGAUAGCAUGUAUCAUCCUACACAAUAUGAUAGUCGAAAAUGAACGGGACGGAUACACUCGUAUCGAUAUAUCUGAAUUUGAAGAAGGAGACAGCACUAGAACUUCACAGGUGGAAACAGAGAGACCUACAAAUCUGAAUAAUAUGUUUCCCAAUCGGAAUGAUCUUCGUGAUAGGAAUAUGCAUGUCCAAUUGAAACAUGACUUAAUUCAAAAUGCCUGGAACAAAUUUGGUGAUGAAUAUUAAUAAUUGUUGUAUCUUUAUUUUUAAUUAUUGUGAUUUUUAAUUUAUUCAUGCUAUAUUAUUGAAACAUUUGGUAAUUCACUUUUUUUAAAAAAAAAUAAUUUUAUUCUAAGGACUUCUUAUUAAGACUCACCAUUGUAAACACUUAUUUGGUUUGGAUCCUUACCUAUUUAACAAAAAAAAAAUUAUUUUUAAAUUUCUAAAGAUUCCACAAUGGGUGCCAUCAUCGUGGAUGCUUUGACAAAGUCAAGAAGCCAAAAUAAAACUUUUUUUUUACUUAAACCAAGUCUAUAAAAAAUACUAACUUUGUGAUCACUGCAUUAACUAUUUGACCCCUUAAAUAGACACAAUGAUGCAACUGCACUCUCAUCAUAAUGUCAAUUUCAGGGUUUACGACAAACAAGUAGCAAACCUGGGCUCACUAGCCAGUGUGUCAGAGAGUUCAGGACAAGUCAACUCACACCCUGAUUAAACCCGCAGUUUUACUACACACAGGCCACAUCCUAAAAAUCUAUCCAACCAAGGGACCACUCUGCUAGUGGAUAUAUAUAUAUCUCUUUUAAAACGGCAUAAAACAAAGUAAACCCACAAAUAUUAUGUGGCUAUCAAGAUUGACAAUAUAGUAGAUAGGGAGAAAUAAAAUGACUAUUUUUUCACAGAAGAGUAUCAUUUUUUUUUUUUUUUUUUUGAAAAGAAACAGAAGAGUAUCAUGAAAACAGAAACAAUGCACUCUUUUUCUUAACAGAUACGAAGUUUUAUGGUGUGCUAAGCUAAAAUGUUGUACACAAUGUACUCUUUUUCUUAACAGGAAAAGUUGAGUUCUUGUAAAUCUCAGAUGUACAAAAAUGUGAAAAAGGAAUAAAAAACAGUGAGAAAAGGAAAAAAAAAUCAAAUUUGGGCAUUAGCAUUCUAGGGCAGAUAACAAUUAAGGUCUUGGAUCUUACCUAUCAACAAGCCACAAUGAUCUUUACACACCGUCCAACUGUUAGUCUGAGAGGCUCAUUAGUAUUUGGGUUUUGUCUGCAACACAGCCGUCCGUGUCGCCUGAUAGGAGUAAUAAAAAAGUAAGGGUUGCCUGCCUAUUCCCCCCCUAGAUACACUGACCCUAUUUAUUCCCCCCAAACUUCAUAAGCUCUUCAUAAACCCGCCAGAUCAUAUACUUUCUCUUUAAGUCUCCCCCCAAACCUUUUUAAUCUCCUUUUCUAAUCAAUUUCGAAAUUGCAAUUAGAUAAAUUAAAAACGCGUUUAGAAAACAGCGAUUGCCCAAUUAAAAAAAACCCAGACCCGACCCGACAAUUAAAAACGAGUUUAAAAAAAAAAAACAGAUUGGCGAUCUAAUUGAAAUUAGGGCUCGUGUCUCUGCUUCACGACACUUACGAAGAAGAUGACAGAAAAAGAGAGAGAGAAACGAGAGAAGAGAAUGCUGAGGAGAGAGAGACAGUGAGGAACGACGAAGAUGCAGAGGAGAGAGAGACAGUGAGGAACGACGAAGAUGCAGAGGGGAGAGAGACCGUGAGGAACAAGGAAGAUGUGGAGGAGAGAGAGACAGUGAGGAAUGUUGAAGGGGCUGUUGUUUUUAGAGAUGAAAGAGGUGAAAAGGAAAGUUCUGACACCAUGGUUGAAACAGAGAAGAAAGACUUAGGAGGUUAUGAGAGAGUACGUGGAAGAUAUGAAAUCUGGAAAACGAGAUAAGAUGGAUGAAGCUGAGGAUACUCUUGGUCGAUUUGAGUAUGAGAUCGAGUCCACGAAGAGAUCAGACUUACACAACCUACUCAAUCUUCUCAAGCUCAAGACUAGUUAACACUUGAUGUGGCUUUUGUUGUCGUUUAAAACACUAAGUGGUUGUACUUGUGUGGCUUUUGUUAUUCUUUAAAACUCUAAGUAGGGUCUGUACUCCGUGGCUUUUGUUUUGGUAAAACCUGCUCUUAAAAUUCUGUGUUUUUAUCUUCUA